Malassezia sympodialis ATCC 42132 is the source of this 1194-nucleotide messenger RNA. RefSeq lists its product as uncharacterized. Lineage: Eukaryota; Fungi; Basidiomycota; Malasseziomycetes; Malasseziales; Malasseziaceae. Gene Ontology annotation, cellular component: nuclear chromosome. Gene Ontology annotation, biological process: meiotic DNA double-strand break formation; meiotic DNA double-strand break processing; reciprocal meiotic recombination. The record is from RefSeq and is a predicted model, not a curated record. The coding region runs from base 1 to 1194 and encodes 397 amino acids. The transcript is spliced from 7 exons. Gene Ontology annotation, molecular function: ATP binding; DNA topoisomerase type II (double strand cut, ATP-hydrolyzing) activity; DNA binding.
AUGUGGACAACCUUCAGUGCUUCCUCCACAUUUAGGGGCCGUGCGAGAAUUGUACAGGCACAAGAUGAGCAUGCGAUCGAAUCCAGUUGUAACUCUUCCAGUCAUAAUGUUAUGAUGGAUCGGUCCAAAGGGUAUAUGUAUGUGAACAAGAGAUCUAGAGAUGAUUCGAUCUCCAAGAUUGAGAAUUUUCUUCGUUUUUUCAUGCAAGGUAUACAAGACAUUCCCCUGACUGGAAAACCCCUCUCGGUGUCUAUGGGUGCACCGAGGUCCAAAGAUCAGUUGGCUAGAGUACAGUGGGAAUUUCCAUCUAAAAGAGAUAAAAACAUGAAGCAAUGGGCCCAGUUUUUUAGUGUGAUGGCCCAAGUUCAUGCUGCGCUCGUGUCUGACACUGUCUUGUCCAAGCGGGAUAUAUUUUAUCGAGAUCCUAUUUUAUUUGGGACACAAGCGAAGGCCGACUCAAUGCUUGCUAGAUUGGCAUUGACAUUACAAUGCUCGCGCUCGAGUCUGAACAUUUGUGCAUCACCACGAAGUAUUGCAUUGGGCCCUCUCGAUUUUAUCGGACGAAAUAGUAUAUCAAGAUGCUUGCACAAGGAACAGCUUAUACCGGAUGCUUUGGAUCCAGCGCAUAUCCGCACAAGCGCAUCGUGGGCGUUGGUUGUAGAGAAACACGCAAUAUUUCAAACCCUACAAUCAUGCAACUUCCUACACCAUGCAGCCACCUAUGGUAUAACUGGAGCUGGUCUUCUCAUCACAGGAAAAGGCUACCCUGAUUAUGCUGUUCGGUCGUUUUUAUGGCUACUCGGUACCUCAUUCAAUCUAAAAAUAUUCAUUCUCAUGGAUGCAGGUAAGUAUGGAAACGGAUCUCACCUGGACCCUCACGGACUUGAUAUUGCGAGAAUCUAUAUGGAUGCAUUGAUACCAUACAAGCAUGUCUAUUGGCUAGGAUUGCGCACAAAUUUGUGGAUGGAGAUCGGUCGACCUGGCACCUGGCAACUUUUAAAUCUAGCUGACCGUCAGAAGGCACUACAUCUUCUUCGAUCUAGAAAGAUGCAUCCCAUUCUUCGAGGAAUGAACUGGCUGCACAGCUACACGCAGGCUAUAAAUGCGAGCUGGAAGUACUAUGCCAAGAUAAAAGUGGCACGCCAGCGCAAGCUGCCAGUGGACAACUUUUGCAACUUAUUUACUCUCAAAUGA